GUAGCGGUAAACGUUUCUCGAUGUCUGGAGUGCAUACUGUUUCCAGCCUGGAUUUACCGCAUCAAACCAUUAAUCACGACGAGUUGCAAGAGAAAUUCCCAUACUUGAAGGGACUUCCCAUUGCAAGCUAUGUUGAUGCUAUUCCCGGAAUAUUGAUCGGUUUGGACAAUGGCAUGUUGAGUUCAACUUUAAAGCUCCGCGAGGGCAGCGCAGAGCAACCAAUUGCGGCAAAGACGCGUCUGGGAUGGACGCUGUAUGGAAGAUCUGGAGAUUUGGAUUCUACAUUGCUGCGACGAGUUUCUCACCAGCGCCGCAGAGCAGAACGGUCGGUCGAAGAAAUAAUUGACGAAAUUGAACUACUUCACAAUGACGAGAUGGCCAGCAUGAGGGAAGCUCAGCAAGGAGAGGACGAUAAGGGCGAUUCAGAACUAACAAACAAAACGGACAAAUAUCGAUACCAGAUAGAGAAUGAUAUUGUGAACAAAAUUAGAAAGAGAUGCGGAAAGCAAGGCGUCCUUCUGAAUCUGUAUUCUAAUAGGGAUGGCCGGAACAGGGGAGUGAACGUUAGAAAGGGAGCGGGUGAAUAUUACCAGCCGCUAACUAAGAAGGCGGACUUGGACGUGCUGGAGAAGUCUGGUAUGGCUGAAGGCACAACUUCAAGCAAUACGGGGCGGAGUAUGUUCGCAACGGUACAAGACCCCUCGUUAUCGGCUACCACUACCGAUUCAACCGAUCCAGAAAUCGUUCUGACAACCUCGGCGAGAAAUGUCAAAGGGAACUAAAAACAGAAUACCUAUUGUUAGAAAGCCACAACAAGUUUGGAUUCGUUGAGUUAAAAUUGAUUAUCCUAAAUUGUUAUCCUAAAAUUUAUUAUUCUAAAGUUGUUGUACUACAUCAAUUCUAAAAUUUGUUAGUAAGUAUUCUAUAAUCUAUCAAAAUUAUUUGAUCUUAAUAUAAUACUUAAUCACUAAAGGAACGUACACGACAACUAUACUUUGUUACAAGUAGACGGACAAUUAGCGUAGAAGACAACAAAUCUUAAAGCCUACUCAAACAAACAAACGGGUUUGCUCUUAAGAAUCUAAUACGUGACCGUCUUCGUAACAAAUAU
This is a messenger RNA of Aedes albopictus (Asian tiger mosquito), 1111 nucleotides long. RefSeq lists its product as uncharacterized. The record is from RefSeq and is a predicted model, not a curated record. Lineage: Eukaryota; Metazoa; Arthropoda; Insecta; Diptera; Culicidae. The transcript has 2 exons. Bases 21 to 782 code for a protein of 253 amino acids.